GCAUGACCUGGGGUAACCUUCAUUACCAAACUUUUGAUGGACAAUACUAUCCUUUCCAAGGAAAUUGCACUUAUGUUUUGUUCAAAGAAACCAUCCCAAAAUACAAUAUCAGUGUCCAUGCAAAGAACUAUUAUUGUGAUCCUAUAAAACAUCUUGCUUGCCCUGAGUUUGUGAUUGUGUAUUAUAAAUCCUACACAAUCAAGCUGGAAAGUGACAAAAAUAAAGUGGUCCGUGUCUAUGUUAAUGAUAAAGAGAAGAAGCCAACAUACAUAAUCAGUGAUAUCAUCAUCACCAGUACUGGCAUGAAAGUAACUUUGAACAUUUCUGAAAUCAAUACGGAGAUUACAGUGACAGAUUUAGGUAUCGAAAUCAGACUCCCUUACUCCUACUUCCAUGAUAACACAGAGGGGCAGUGUGGACACUGUGACAAUAACAACACAAAUGACUGCAGACAUCCUAAUGGAACAAGUGGCAAUUCAUGUCAGGAUGUGGCACGAUUUUGGAACGUCUCUAAAGAAUGUGAAUCACGUCCACCUACUCCCUCACCUACUCCGAUACAUCCACCUGAAAACAAACCUGUCUGUGACAUCAUCAAGAGCAGUCUGUUUAACAGAUGCCACACCAUCGUUCCCUAUUUGCACUAUUAUGAGGCAUGUAAAGAUGACGUAUACAGAAUGGGAAAUGAGUCUUAUGCCUGUGCCAGUGUAGAGAGCUAUGCACAGCUAUGUGGCCAACAUUCUAUCUGUGUGGACUGGAGAAACUCACCCGACCUCAACAGGCUAUGUGAAUUCAAGUGUCCCGGUCACAAAAUCUACAAGGCAUGUGGACCUAAAGUGGAAAAAACCUGCAGUACAUCGUAUAAUAAGAUGUAUGCAGAGAAGGAAUCUCUGCAAACGGUAGUGGAGGGAUGCUACUGUCCUAAUGACCAAUACCGGGUUAAUAUGACAUCUGAUAUGUGUACAGCUUACUGUGAUUGCAUUGACCCUGAUGGAUUACCUAAAAAGCCCGGGGACAAAUGGACAGUCGACUGCAACAUGUAUACAUGCGAAAAUGCUGGCUUUUCUUUGAAAGAGCCUGUGAAGUGUCCACCUGAAAAGCCCUGUGCUUACGGAUACGAAAGAGCUGUUAAAAACUGCUGUCCGGCUUGUGUGCCUAAAGAUGUCUGUGUGUACAAUAACACAGAGUACAAGGUUGGAGAAGUCCGCCACUACGCUUGUGAAACUGUUACUUUCCGUCAAGUUAACGGCUCCUUCGUGACUGAGAAGAGCUCUGAGAAGUGCACUUACUCGGGUCAAUUUGACUGUAAACCCGGCUCCGAAUAUGUGAAAAAGACAGGAGACUGCUGUGGAACGUGUGUACUGAAGAACUGUACUUACGUGAGGGACAACACCACAUAUACGAUGCGGGUUGGAGAAGUCCACAACUACAAAUGUGAAAAUGUUACCUGUCAUAAAAUCGACGGCUACCUCGUGACUGAAAAGAGCUCGGAGAAGUGCGCUUACACCAGUUCACGUGACUGUAACCCCUGCUUCAAAUACGUGAAAGAAGAAGGAGAUUGCUGUGGAACGUGUAAACAAUCGUGCUGUAUUUACAAUGCUCCGGACAACACCAGACAUACUCUCCAGGUUCAAGAGGCGUACAAGUACAAAUGUACAACCGCUACCUGCAGUCGAGUUAAUGGCUCGUUUACGAUUGUGGAGCGCAUUAAAAAAUGCCCUUACUUUAAUCCAGAUAACUGUGUGCCUUCUUUAAAGAAAAAAUUUGACGAAGAUGGAUGUUGCGAGAUCUGUGAUCCCAAGAUCUGUAUGCCUCACCAGAACAUCACCCGUCUGGAUCUGAAAGGUUGUACUUCCGUCGAGGAUGCAGAAGUCAAAUCCUGCACUGGGUCAUGUGACUGUGUAAAUCGAUGUGUGCGAUGUACUUAAACGAUUUGAUGUACAGCUCUCCCUGCUGCCCUUCAUCUGGUGAUCUUUCAGAAUUACAAGUACAUAGAGAACUGCUCAUGCACUCAAAUGAAGUUUAAAGAUAGGAAUGAAAUAAGAAUAGAUCCUAAUUGCCUGCUGAUUUGAACCUCACUCUAAUCUGACAUAUUUCUGUACUAUUUCUAAAUAUAUAUCAAAUAAUGACAAUUAUUUAAGAUGAUUGUUACUGUAAUGGCUAAAGCUGUUUUGGCAAAUAUUGCACCAUUUUUUUUCUCCUGGGGUAUGGUUAACUCUAGUCUGUUUUCUUAUGUCUCAUACGGGAUUCCUGGGCAUUUUUCUUCUUUUAAAUGUUACACUCUUUGUUAAUGCAUGGCAUAGCGACGCACUUUUCCCUAAUGAAUCAAAUUACAAUCACAAUAAAGCAUAAUAAAAAGCAGCAAUUACAGUCUCCUGCAUUUUUUAGAGAAGUGCACUGAAAUAAUCCGAUUCAA
Messenger RNA from Puntigrus tetrazona (Sumatra barb), 2413 nucleotides. RefSeq names its product intestinal mucin-like protein. Gene Ontology annotation, cellular component: extracellular matrix. The coding region runs from base 3 to 1925 and encodes 640 amino acids. The record is from RefSeq and is a predicted model, not a curated record. NCBI's taxonomy places the organism in Eukaryota, Metazoa, Chordata, Actinopteri, Cypriniformes, Cyprinidae. The transcript is spliced from 17 exons. Gene Ontology annotation, molecular function: protein binding.